AUGAGAAUCGAGUCUGGACUGUACUUUAUUUCCAGCUGCAGCAAGGAGUUCCUGAGGCGCAUAGUGAUAGCAUACAAUAAGAGGAAAAUUGGCAACUAUAGGCGGGUGCCGGUAACAGGGCCCCUGACCCUGAAAUGGGCCGACCGAUCCUUUGCUCAGGUUGGAUUUGACGCCGUAAUCAGUCACGUGCUGGACCGGCUCAGGUUGAAGCGGCGGGGCUCAGAACGUAGUGCACGAUGGCAGACCAAGAAGAAUGUCUUUGGUUCAUCGAUCUUCGAGCUGCAGAGAGACGUUCGACGAUUAGAACAAGAAAUCGAAAACCUGAACAGUAUUGUAGCUGCUGAGGCGGCAGCAGAGGCACAGAGGAAUAAAAAUCAGGAGAGGCAAGAGAGGGAGAAGCUGGAGAAAGAGGGAAUGGCAAAGCUUCGGAGACAACAGCAGCAGCAGCGGGAGAAACAGCAGCGGGAAGCAGCGGAGGCGAUGAGAAAACAACAGGCAGAGAAGCGAGCAGCAGAACAGCAUCGACAAGAGGAAGAGGAAGCUAAAAUUCGCCGGGAACAAUAUACACAUUUCGAUUUCACCAGUGGAAGCACUCGCCGGGCUUACACAUCAACUUGCCGUCACGACGGCUGGUGGCCAAAAGUACAAGGUCGUAUGGCAUGUCCGGAGUGCUGUGAGAGUUGGACUUAUCUGCUGCAAUGCCCGGGUUGUCAGAUGAAGGCGUUUCCGAGAUGUCAAGCUUCGAUACGGCCGAAGACACCGCGCAACACGGCGAAGACCAGUCGAAGAGCCCCUCCGCGAGUGAGGACUCCAGGCCCGGAUCUUGGGUACGACUGGUAA
Messenger RNA from Cladophialophora psammophila CBS 110553, 840 nucleotides. RefSeq lists its product as uncharacterized. The transcript has 3 exons. Bases 1 to 840 code for a protein of 279 amino acids. NCBI's taxonomy places the organism in Eukaryota, Fungi, Ascomycota, Eurotiomycetes, Chaetothyriales, Herpotrichiellaceae. The record is from RefSeq and is a predicted model, not a curated record.